AUGGUCCUGCUGCACCUCAGAGCGCUAGCUUCUCCUCUGAAAAUCAGAGAGGACAGAGACUCCCCACCCCCUACCCCAUCCCUGCAAAGGGUCGGGCUGUCGGAGAAGGCCCGGAAGAGGCGGGUUUCUGGCUUUCUGCCUGGUCCAGAGAUCUCGGUUAUACAGCUGCAGGCAUCCAAGACCAAGGCCUGGGGUGAUUCUGGCAGAACUGAGGGAACCCAGCAAGCGGAGCUGGGUAACGUCAAUCAACUCAAAGGCAGGACAGCUUCUGUUCCGGAAGAAGACACUAGACAGAAGGUAAGUACAUUAGAACCCACUGCAGGCGUGCGUUCUGCUCCCCUCGCCUCACUCACCUGUCUUCUCUGCCUCUGUCACCACUGUACCCAGGGCCGAGCACGCAGGCCUCCACCUGCGCAGCACAGGCACUGUGAAGGAUGUAUCAACCGCCACUGCUGUGUUCCAGUAGAGCCCAGCGUCUCCUGCCUGGUGAUAAGCUGCCACCUGCUCUGUGGUGCUACCUUUCACAUGUGCAAGGAGGCUGAGCAUGCGCUCCUCUGCCCUCUGGAGCAGGUUCCGUGCCUUAACUCCGAGUAUGGCUGCCCGCUCUCCAUGGCGCGCCAUAAGCUGGCCAAGCACCUGCAGGUGUGUCCAGCCAGUGUGGUCUGCUGCUCCAUGGAAUGGAACCGCUGGCCAAACGUGGACUCUGAAACAAUCCUUCAUGAAAACAUCAUGAAAGAGCCCCCCAGCGAAGAGUGUUUGGACACAGCCCUGGCCCUCCAGGACCAGAAGGUUCUCUUCAGAUCCUUGAAAAUGGUAGAGCUUUUCCCAGAAACCAGAGAUGCCACGGAGGAGGAGCCAGCCAUGAACGGUGACGCCAAUUGGGAGGAGACUGGGGGCGCUGUGGGAGGAGCGGAUCUCAGGUCAGUACCAGAACAUGGUUGUUGGCCAGCAACCAAUGGGCAAACGAUGGAGCUCAGUCAGGAGGAACGAGAUGCAUUGGCGAAAACCAAAGAAGGGAUGGACCUGGACAAGUUUGGCAAAUGGGAAAGUAUGUUCAGCAAGGAGCACGCGGCCUCUGUUUUAACAGGUUCCUUGGGGAAGAGCGAAGACAAGAGCGGGAAUGUAGCUCGGAAAGAGCAGUGCUCCGGUGAUGGUAGCACAGGUGACACAGAGAGCUCUGCGGAAGGGAGAGGACCACAGGAAAGUCAGAAGCCCCAGGAUCUUCCUGCUGUCAUAGAGAUGACAGGGCUUGCCCCCUGGCAAGACGGUGUUCUGGAAAGACUAAAAACAGCCGUGGAUGCCAAAGACUAUAACAUGUAUCUGGUACACAAUGGGAGGAUGCUCAUCCACUUCGGGCAAAUGCCUGCUUGUACCCCCAAGGAGAGAGACUUCGUUUACGGCAAUCUCGAGGCUCAAGAAGUGAAGACGGUUUACACCUUCAAAAUUCCCGUGAGCUACUGCGGGAAGCGAGCUCGCCUCGGAGAUGCCAUGCUGAGGUGCAGACCAAGUGAACACAAAGCUGUGGACACUUCCGAUUUGGGCAUCUCUGUGGAGGACCUGCCCAAAUCGGAUCUCAUCAAAACCACUCUCCAGUGUGCUUUGGAAAGGGAACUCAAAGGCCACGUCAUCUCUGAAUCCAGGAGCAUCGAUGGACUGUUUAUGGACCUUGCUACCCAAACAUACAACUUUGAGCCAGAGCAGUUUUCCUCAGAGACCGUGUUGGCCGACCUCCUAGGCUCUACCCAACCCGGGGGCCUGCACGUGGAGCUCCACAGUGAGUGUGUGACCAGGAGACACAAUAAAAGUAGCUCAGCUUUUACUUUCACCUGCAACAAAUUCUUCAGGCGAGAUGAAUUUCCCCUGCACUUCAAGAAUGUGCACACAGACAUUCAGUCCUGUCUCAAUGGCUGGUUCCAGCAUCGAUGCCCGCUGGCCUACUUAGGAUGUACAUUUGUUCAAAACCACUUCCGCCCCCCUGGACAAAAAGCAAAAGUGAUCUAUAGUCAGGAGUUGAAGACCUUUGCCAUCAAGCCAGAGGUUGCCCCGGAGCUCAGUGAGGGAUGGAAGAGAAGCCAUCUCUCAGGCCACGGUGGGAAAAACCUGAAUUCUCUAACCAGCCUGCCCCUGGAGGUUUUGCAAUACAUUGCUGGUUUUCUGGAUAGCAUCAGCCUGUCCCAGCUGUCGCAGGUGUCAGUACUGAUGAGGAACAUCUGUGCCACUUUGUUGCAAGAGAGAGGGAUGGUCCUCUUGCAGUGGAAGAAGAAGAGGUAUUCUCAUGGAGGCACCUCCUGGAAAGUCCACAGUCAGAUCUGGCAGUUCAGCAGCCUCUUCUCCAGAAUCAAGAGCUGGGAGUUUAACGAAGUAACCUCCAUGUCUGAACACCUGAAAGCCUGUCCUUUCAACAUUGUGGAGCACAAGACUGAGCCGAUUCGUUUGACCAGCAUGUGCCAGCCCCAAACGCAGGCCCGGGAGAGCUUAGUGUCCACGUUUAGGGCCCGACCACGGGGCAGACAUACCUAAAGAUUUGCACACCGCGGCUCCUGGCUUCUCAGAGCUCGUGAAAGUAGGACAGUAUGGGUUGAGGACGCCACUCUGAAACCUGCGUAUCUGCUUCACUUGGUCUAAAGAAAGUGAAGUCCUUUAGGCCUUAGCAACUACACUAGGAUACUAGCUUUCUGAGCUAUGGCUUGUAGCCACGCUUUUUUUUUUUUCCCUUAAAGAAAUUCUGUAAAACAUAGACUGCUAAUUCUACAUUGAGCUGUUCAGUUUAUAAACCACCUUCAAGUUCUUGGAGCAGGCAAUAGGGGGACAGGGUUGAGGUGCUGUAAUCUCGCAGGGUGUCUUUAAGUGGAGGGGACCC
Acomys russatus (golden spiny mouse) is the source of this 2860-nucleotide messenger RNA. It is a transcript of the gene Fbxo40, whose product is annotated as F-box protein 40. Gene Ontology annotation, molecular function: zinc ion binding; protein binding; ubiquitin protein ligase activity. Gene Ontology annotation, cellular component: cytoplasm. The transcript is spliced from 5 exons. NCBI's taxonomy places the organism in Eukaryota, Metazoa, Chordata, Mammalia, Rodentia, Muridae. Bases 1 to 2520 code for a protein of 839 amino acids. The record is from RefSeq and is a predicted model, not a curated record.